This is a messenger RNA of Branchiostoma belcheri (Belcher's lancelet), 1094 nucleotides long. RefSeq lists its product as uncharacterized. The transcript is spliced from 4 exons. NCBI's taxonomy places the organism in Eukaryota, Metazoa, Chordata, Leptocardii, Amphioxiformes, Branchiostomatidae. The coding region runs from base 122 to 478 and encodes 118 amino acids. The record is from RefSeq and is a predicted model, not a curated record.
UUACCGCCGAUCCUGACAUAGCGAUUAACGGGCGUGUUCGACUGUGCGUGGCACAGGCAGCUGUCAUAUCCAUCAGCUUUCCGGGAAGCGAGCGGGCCCUAUACUCACUUCCAGGAAGAAAAUGGUGGGCCUCCGCUUGGUCCUUGCCCUGUGCGUUUUGUAUGCCGUGGAACCGGCUGAGCUUACAGACACAGACACCAGAGAUGACGUGGCUGAAGACGAUGGAAUCCAAGUCCUGGAGCAAGUCGUGCACUACCUGAAGCCGAAAAGUCGAAGGUCAAUCGAAGAGGAGACCAGUGACAGAUGCACGGCGAGCGGCUCCUACUGUUCCUGGUGCCGGUGUAAGUGUUGUAGCGGGAGAUGUCUGGAGGACAACACGAUGGGCCUGGGGUUUGCCAGCAGGUGCGUGCCGUGGACUCAGUGUUUGGAGCAGGCGGCCAGAAACGCAAACAUCUACUGCAGACGGACAAGACUGUAACAGAACAUGCUCUCCUAUGACAGUACGUGUGGUGACCACUGAUGUCUUCCUGCAUAUGCAAUACACUGGCCAGAAAUCGAAAGUAACGGUCGCUCGUUAAACGUAGCCUUAGAUAUGUUCCCAUCAGGCGUAAAAUGGAACUCAUUAGUGAAGCAGCGACCCCUGGCGGAAUUACACAAAACCGCCAUGGAACACAAAGUUCUGUCCGACUUAAAAGCUCUCCCACCAUAUCGACUUGCUAGUGCCAACAAGCUCCACUGUGCUCUGACUAUGAUUUAGACAUAGUACCUGACAUUCAGGCCAUUAUAAUUUUGAAGAUGAAAGUUUAACAGUGGAGAAAUAUGUGACUUCUGGUCAUACUGAAAUUAGAAUGUAUUGAACUUAUAGUGCAAUCGUCAUCAUUUCAGCAAUAGUAUCAGGUACAACGAUGACAAAUUCAGAUAGAAAGAUGAUUUCACUGUCUUCGUGACUUAGAGAUUUAUUCAUCUCGAAUAGCAAUAGUACCAAAUAUAAUGAUGUCUGUUGAACAAGUCAGACUACGAAAUCUUAGAGAUUUAUCACCCUGUGUGAGGGACAAUGGUGUGAACUGGUUCUAAGAGUUAUUUGACCAAGCAAG